GUCACUUUCAUAAUUUGAAAUCCCCCAACGUUCCGAUUUCUUUCCCUUCUUUUUGUCAAACGCUGCACUCGAGGACACAAAUCAUAGUAAAAAGAGAGAACAAAAUCUGUCUCUUCUCGGAACUCCGUGUUCUUGCAGCUCCGAGAACUCAAAACCAGAAUAAACGUCAAACAUCACGCACCAAUGGGAUGCUUUCUGGGCUGUUUCAGUCUCUCUUCCGACAAAAAACGCAGAAAACCGACCAGGAAAACCUUGCCAGGACAUCGAAGAAUCUGCGGCUACGGGCCUCUGCAUUCCUCUGAUCUGACGACCCUCAAUGUCGCCAAGAACCCAGAAAAGAUAUCGAAUUCGAACCUUAGGUGUGAGGCGGAGGAGAAGAAGGAGACCAAGGCCAGGAAGAGAGUGAGAUUUAAUUUGAAUGUACGGACUUAUGAACCUAUACCAAGAACAUAUGACUAUACCUGCAGUGAUGACGAAGCAGAAGAAGCAGAAGGAAGAAGAACAGAAAUUUAUGCUCCGAAAGAGAACCCAAAGGAUCUGGGCAUGAAAACCUCGUACCCUUCAAACUACAGAUACCGGAAUUGUGCCGACAGCUACGAAGAUGAGGAUCAAAAUGAUCUGGACGACGAAUAUUAUUACACGGAUGAUGGUGAUGAGAUCGACUACCAAGAUGAGGCUGAUGAUGAAGAUGAAGUUGAAAAAGAGAAACAAGCCGUAGGUGCAAGGGACAGGAGCAAGUACGUGACCCAGGUCCUGAAUCCUGUACAGAAUCUUGCUCAGUGGAAAGCGGUUAAAACAAAGCCGGUGGUUAAUGUUAAGGUUAAGCAGCCAAUGAAGGAGAACUUUGAAGCGGCUAAACACGAUCAAGUGAAGCCGCUGCUUCAGGAGAUAGCUAUAGAUGCUAGCCUCUCUAACUGGUUAGCCUCUCCAAAGAAGGAGAUGCCUCUUAUUGGAGAGAUCCUCAAUUCUGGAUAUCACCAACUUGGACAACAGGCAAUAGCUGCUGGUCACUGAGUGUGGAAGAGAAUGUUCGUGCUGUUUGUUGUUUGGUCUCUGCAGCAAUUCUGAUUCUUUGUGUUUGUAUACGGGUGUUUCUGUACCAGUUUCCCCUUUUCGGGUUUUUGAAACAAGAGUGUUUUGUUUUGUC
This is a messenger RNA of Tarenaya hassleriana, 1147 nucleotides long. RefSeq lists its product as uncharacterized. The transcript is spliced from 3 exons. NCBI's taxonomy places the organism in Eukaryota, Viridiplantae, Streptophyta, Magnoliopsida, Brassicales, Cleomaceae. Gene Ontology annotation, biological process: male meiosis II. The record is from RefSeq and is a predicted model, not a curated record. The coding region runs from base 184 to 1014 and encodes 276 amino acids.